GAGGUCUUGGCAACUGAUUCUUCGAUCGAGCCAGUCUGACGAUGAGUAACAACUGGAAAUCCUUUCGAUUAAGGCUUCAAACCCGUACUCUCGUGUUUCUUCUGGUGAUUUUGAGCUUCGGUUCUUGCUAUUCGUUUAAAUCUCAUGGUGUGGGUGUUCUGGAAUUUGUGUCGAAAGAUCUAAGGUCAGAUACAGAUGCUGAGGAUUUGAGAGCUGUUGGUUUUCACAGGAAAUUACUUGGCCGUUUUCGUAACCCAUACACCCAUUUGACUACGUUCAGAGAUCGGCCUGUGGCAAGAGCUACACCUCCGUCUUCUUCGGUUUCUCCGAGACCUAAUGCCAAAAAAACCUUAACAUUGCCUUCCCCACAAAAAAGUCCUCCUGCAAGACAUGUUUCUGCUCCACCUCCUUUUAUGCACCCUGUGAAUUUUCCUAGUCUAAGAAGAAGCUCCAAAACUUCUUCAAACAGCACAAUUCCUAUAUUGGCUGGCUGCGUAGGCGGUGCUGUGUUUAUCCUCCUUUUAGCUACUGGUGUCUUCUUUUUCAAAAGUAAGGCUGGAAAAUCUGUGAAUCCCUGGCGUACAGGUCUUAGUGGACAACUUCAGAAAGUGUUCAUAACUGGUGUCCCCAAACUCAAAAGAUCUGAGAUUGAAGCUGCCUGUGAAGACUUCAGUAAUGUUAUUGGGUCUUGUCCCAUUGGUACAUUGUUCAAAGGGACGCUAUCAAGUGGGGUGGAGAUAGCUGUGGCUUCUGUUGCUACUGCCUCUGCCAAAGAAUGGACAAAUAACAUAGAAAUGCAGUUCAGAAAGAAGAUCGAAAUGUUAUCCAAGAUAAACCACAAGAAUUUUGUCAACCUUCUUGGUUACUGUGAAGAAGAUGAACCUUUCACUAGGAUCUUGGUGUUUGAAUAUGCAUCAAAUGGAACAGUCUUUGAACAUUUACACUAUAAAGAAUCAGAACACUUGGACUGGGUAAUGCGGCUAAGAAUAGCAAUGGGCAUAGCCUAUUGCCUUGACCAUAUGCACGGACUCAAGCCACCUCUAGUCCACAGCAAUCUUCUUUCAUCAUCAGUUCAACUCACAGAGGACUACGCUGUCAAAAUUGCGGAUUUCAAUUUUGGAUAUCUAAAAGGCCCAUCCGAGACAGAAAGCAGCACCAAUGCACUCAUAGAUACAAACAUCUCAGAAACAACACAGGAAGACAUUGUUCACAGCUUCGGGUUGCUGUUGUUUGAAUUGAUGACUGGAAAACUCCCAGAGUCAGUUAAAAAAGGUGACUCGAUAGAUACCGGAUUGGCUGACUUCUUGAGAGGAAAGACAUUAAGGGAGAUGGUGGAUCCAACACUGGAAUGUUUUGAUGACAAGAUUGAGAAUAUAGGUGAAGUGAUCAAAAGUUGCAUAAGGGCAGACCCGAAACAGAGACCGAUAAUGAAGGAAGUGACAGGGAGAUUACGAGAGAUCACUGGAUUAUCACCAGACGACGCUAUCCCAAAACUGUCACCGCUCUGGUGGGCAGAGCUGGAACAGAGCGAGCAGCAAUGUGACAAUCACCAGGUGAGACACGUGUCAACCGUACCUGUCGAGUAUUCCACACCGACUCCUCCGGAAUCCGACGAUUUCUUAUCGGAAAUCGAUCGGCUUAACUCUCUCCGAGCGAAACUAGACGUUUCCAAGGAUUUACGCCGGAAGGACGCGGUUAUCGACGCUGAUUCCAGAGUUCGUCGAUUCUUCAGCGAGAAUCGAGGCGGUUUAUCUCAGGUUUUAGGUUCACUUGGUUUGAAUUCGAAAGAGAUGUUUCUCGUUAAGUGUGUUAUCGCUGCGGGGCAAGAACAUGCUCUAUGUAUGAAUUACGAGGAAGCAUUUGAACAGGAAGCGGAAGAGUAUACAGUGAGAAGCUCGGUGAAGAACGUGCUCUACGCAUUGGUGGAGAUGAUUGAGCGAUUCGAUGUGAAUAGUAGCGGCUAUAAAGGUAGAAGAGAGAUUGGUACAGUUUUAGAUGCAGAGGAGAUUUCUCACUUUAGAAAAUUCUUGACGUUUCUAGAAGAAGUUGAACAGUUUUACGACUGCAUUGGAGGAAUUAUCGGAUAUCAGAUUAUGGUUCUUGAGCUUCUUCAUCAGUCAUCUAAGAGACGUAAUACUAACCGCUCACAUCUUGUUGAAGAAUCCUUGGGUUGCCAGUACUUAGAAAUGCACACUCCUAGUGUUCUUGACCUCACUCAGAAGGCAGAUUAUGCCUCGCAGGCGGCAAUAUGGGGAAUUGAGGGAUUGCCAGACUUAGGUGAAAUAUAUCCCCUAGGAGGUGCAGCAGACAGACUAGGUUUGAUUGAUUCAGAAACAGGAGAAUGCCUUCCUGCAGCAAUGCUUGCUCAUUGUGGACGAACUUUGUUGGAAGGACUUAUUAGAGAUCUUCAGGCUAGAGAGUUUCUUUACUUCAAACUUUAUGGAAAGCAAUGUGUCACACCUGUUGCCAUUAUGACAAGUGCUGCAAAGAACAACCAUGAGCAUGUAAGUUCCCUUUGUGAAAGGCUCAAAUGGUUUGGAAGAGGUCAAUCAAAUUUCCGACUCUUUGAACAGCCUCUCGUCCCAGCUGUCAGUGCUGAAGAUGGUCAAUGGAUAGUAUCAAAGCCCUUUGUGCCAGUUAGUAAACCUGGUGGUCAUGGUGUGAUAUGGAAAUUGGCUUAUGACAAAGGUGUCUUUAACUGGUUUUACGAUCAUGGAAGAAAGGGGGCAACUGUUAGGCAAGUUAGUAACGUUGUGGCUGCCACAGAUGUUACCCUCUUGGCCCUUGCUGGGAUUGGCUUACGGUACAAUAAGAAACUUGGGUUUGCAUCCUGUAAAAGGAAUGCUGGAGCAACUGAAGGGAUUAAUGUAUUGAUGGAGAAGAAGAAUUUUGAUGGGAAGUGGGAAUAUGGUUUAUCGUGCAUUGAGUACACAGAAUUUGAUAAAUUCGGAAUCUCCAACAGAUCACCUUCUUCAAAUGGUUUGCAGGCUGAUUUCCCGGCCAAUACAAACAUUCUAUAUAAGCGAAUUGAGUACAUUGAUCAGUAUGGAGACUAUCACAGCGUUAUGGGUGGUAGAUUGGAAUGCACAAUGCAAAACAUAGCAGACAAUUUUUUUAAUAAGUUUCCAUCUAGAUGCCAGGGCAGUCUAGAAGACAAACUGGAUACAUAUAUUGUAUACAACGAACGAAGAAGGGUCACUUCAUCAGCUAAGAAGAAGAAACCACAUGCAAGUGCUGCAUUACACCAGACUCCAGAUGGUGCAUUGUUGGAUAUACUCCGGAAUGCAUAUGACCUCCUUACGGAGUGUGAUAUUAAACUCCCCAUGAUUGAAACUAAUGAUAAAUAUGUUGAUUCCCCACCUCCGUAUCUCAUUCUUCUGCAUCCUGCCCUCGGCCCUCUUUGGGAAGUUUCGAGACAGAAAUUCAAGGGAGGGUCAAUUUCCAGUUGCUCAGAACUGCAACUAGAGAUUGCAGAGUUCUCAUGGAACAAUGUUCAGAUUGAUGGUAGCUUGAUCAUCACUGCUGAAAAUGCCAUGGGUUCAACAACACCUAACGAUAAUGGUGAACCAAUAUUACAAUACGGAUUAAGGUGUGGUAAGUGUAAACUGCAUAAUGUCAAGGUAGUGAACCGAGGAAUCGAUUGGAACAAAUUUGAAGCCAGCAAUGUAACUAUAGAGGGAAACCAUGUUUUUGAAGUACCCGACGGUCACAAACUUAAGAUCACACCAGGAAAUGCAGGUUUAAGCAUCAACUUGGAAGCACUGAAAGAAGAGGUAAAGGAAACAGGAAGCUGGUAUUGGAACUACCAACUCAAUGGAUCCCACAUUCAUCUUCAACAAGUAGAGGUUUCACAAAACUAACCCCACCAAAUAAUUGGGAGCUAAGCCU
This is a messenger RNA of Arabidopsis arenosa, 3888 nucleotides long. Lineage: Eukaryota; Viridiplantae; Streptophyta; Magnoliopsida; Brassicales; Brassicaceae. The record is from the annotation of a GenBank genome assembly.